AAGUAAAACAGACGUUGCUCUGUGUCUACUCAUUGAAGAACAUUCUCUCUCUCUCUCUCUCUCUCUCAACUGUCCUCCUCCAGAACAAUUAACACACACCCAUAAACAAAUAUCAACAUAUAUACAUACAGAGAGAGAGAGAGAGAGAGAGAGAGAGAAUGGCGGGGGAAAGCAGUAGCAGUAGCAGUAGCAGUACGGAAAGGAAGCUUGAUCAGACGCCAGCAUGGGCGCUUGCUGGUUUGUGUGCAGUCAUGAUCAUCAUUUCCAUUUCCUUGGAGAAGACUCUCCACAAACUUGGAACGUGGUUUAGGGAAAGGCACAAGAAAGCUCUGAUUGAAGCUCUGGAGAAGGUUAAGUCUGAGUUGAUGGUUCUCGGAUUCAUUUCGCUACUCCUGACAUUUGGGCAGAAGUACAUUGCAAAAAUCUGUAUUCCCACCAAGGUUGCCGACACCAUGUUGCCCUGUCCUGCAACUGAAACUACCACUACCAGUACAGAAGGGGGGCAUCAAAGGAGGCUUUUAUGGUAUCAGCACCGAAUUCUAGCUGCUGCUGAUAGCAAUAUUUUCAAGUGCGAGGAUGGGAAGGUGCCACUUAUAUCUAUUGAAGGAAUGACUCAGUUACGCAUCCUCAUUUUCUUUUUAGCAGUCAUUCAUGUGUUAUACAGUGCUGUCACAAUGACGCUUGGUAGACUAAAGAUUCGUGGGUGGAAGCAGUGGGAGCAGGAGACUUUAUCCCCUAGAUAUGAGUUCUCCUAUGAUCCUUCAAGGUUCAGGCUUACUGAACAGACAUCUUUUGUGAGAAGACACAUUAGUUUCUGGACUAGGAUUCCAUUCUUCUUUUAUGUUGGAUGCUUCUUCCGACAAUUUUUCAAGUCUGUUAGUAAGUCUGACUACAUGACCUUGCGCAAUGGAUUCAUCAGUGUUCAUUUGGCUCCUGGAAGUAAAUUUGACUUCCAAAAAUAUAUCAAAAGGUCAUUAGAAAAUGACUUUAAGACAGUUGUGGGAGUCAGCCCGGUCUUAUGGGCAUCAUUUGUGAUUUUCUUGCUCCUGAACGUUCAUGGGUGGCUGGCAUGGUUUUGGGCAUCCUUAAUUCCUCUGAUUAUAAUCUUAGCUGUUGGAACAAAGCUCCAAGCUAUUUUGUGUAGGAUGGCCCUUGACAUCACUGAAAGACAUUCAGUGGUUCAAGGGAUUCCUCUUGUGCAAGGCUCAAACAAAUAUUUUUGGUUUGGUUCGCCACAGUUAGUUCUUCAUCUUAUCCACUUUGCUUUGUUUCAGAAUGCAUUCCAGAUAACAUAUUACUUGUGGAUAUUGUAUGAAUUUGGGAUGACAUCUUGCUUCCAUAAUAAUUUCAAGCUUGUAAUUUUAAAAUUUUGCUUAGGGAUUGGAGCUCUGUUCUUCUGCAGCUACAUUACACUUCCCCUCUAUGCCCUUAUAGCUCAGAUGGGCUCACGUAUGAAGAAAUCCAUCUUUGAUGAACAAACAUCCAAGGCCAUUAAGAAGUGGCACAUGGCUGCCAAGAAUAAGCAUGGGAAGGGAGGGAAGUCUCCUACCCAAACCCUGGGUGGAGGAAGCUCAACAACUGCUUCAAUGAAUUCAACCUUGCACUCCUCCGGAGCCACGCUCCACCGCUUCAAGACUAGUGGGCACUCAACCCGCUCAUUCACCCAUGAUGACCAUGAAACUUCUGAUUAUGAAGCCGAUCCAUCAACAGCCAACUUGAUUGUAACAGAUGAUCAUGAUGAUUCAGAGACUGAAAUGAGUGCACCCCACGUUGGUGAUGACAGUAGAAACAAAGACGAUUUCUCAUUUGUGAAGCCUGCUAUGAUGAAGUGAAGAAAGCGUAUGCUGUUGAUUCACUUCACCCACUGUCGUUCCGGUGAAUUCUUCAAUGUAUGUAUUUAUUCAGGAAAUGUUGUAAUUUGUUUUAUAAUAUGUUCCAACUUGUGCAGAGAUGUGAAUUCUUAAUUGUUGCUUUAUGAUCAUUAUGAACAACUGAAAGAUUGUAGGAAAAUAGAAAAUAGAAAAUAGAUACUAUUUAUAUGUAUACUGUUAAAUUUUGGUUUUUAUUGCAAGAAGUUAUUCCAAUGGGAAGGUUUCUCUA
This is a messenger RNA of Camellia sinensis, 2100 nucleotides long. The record is from RefSeq and is a predicted model, not a curated record. Lineage: Eukaryota; Viridiplantae; Streptophyta; Magnoliopsida; Ericales; Theaceae.